This is a messenger RNA of Rattus norvegicus (Norway rat), 3063 nucleotides long. RefSeq names its product XK related 5 (gene Xkr5). The record is from RefSeq and is a predicted model, not a curated record. NCBI's taxonomy places the organism in Eukaryota, Metazoa, Chordata, Mammalia, Rodentia, Muridae. Gene Ontology annotation, cellular component: plasma membrane; membrane.
GUCUUGGGGCCCCAAGCCGGAAGCCUCCCCUACCCGGUCCCCGGCAGGGGAAGGGGCGGGCACAGGCAGCAGCAGCUCGGAAGAUGCACGCGGGGCUCCUGGGGCUCUCUGCCCUGCUGCAGGCGGCCGAGCAAAGCGCGCGUGAGUGCGGCGCAGCCCGCGAGUGCUCACCCCUCUAAUACCCCACUCCACCCCAGUGUGCGGGGCACACCUGCUACCGCUACAUCCCUCUCCGCCCGCCGGCAGACUGGCAGCAGACACUGCGCCAGUGCACUCACAGUUGCUCCCCCUCCUAGCCUGCAGAGCACUCCCCGCGUGAUCCCCUCACCAUGCAUGAUUUCCUCCACCCAAUUAGACAUCCCUCCAUGCAUGGAUCCUCCCCAUACUCCAAUCCCCGAGUCCUGAAUCCUUUCCCGCUCCUCCCGCUGGUGCUCUGCAAAGAGCUGCAUGAGGAGUCUACUUGGGAGAGCCAGCACUUGGCCUCUGCUCCAUAGUUUACUACUUUGCCACAGGUCGUCUCUUCUGGGGGUGGCUGGCCCUUUCUGUCCUCCUGCCUGGCUUCUUGGUCCAGGCCCUGAGCUUUCUGUGGUUUCAAGCAGAUGGGCAUCAGGGUCCCUGGUGGCUGGCAGUGCUGCAUCUUCUGCAGCUUGGCGUCUGGAAGCGGCACUGGGACUCUGUGGCAAUGGCCCUGUGGAAGGGGAAGGAGGCUCCCAGCUGGGGACAGCUGCACCUGCAGGAGGCUGACCUGUCAGCCCUGCGGCUCCUGGAGGCUCUGCUGCAGACAGGGCCCCACCUGCUGCUUCAGGUGUACGUGUUCCUGGCCUCUGACUUCACAGACGUCGUGCCAGGAAUCAGCGCCCUGCUUUCCUGGUCUUCACUGUCCUGGGCUCUCGUGUCAUACAACCGUUUCCUGGGCAUCAUGAAGCCAGGCCACCGUACCAUGCUGUGGGCUGCUCUCUUGUGCCAGCAGCUCUGGAGGAUGGGCAUGCUGGGUGCUCGUGUGCUGACCCUGGUUCUGUUCUGCAGAGUUUACCGUGUUUGGGUUUUGGUGGUCGGAGGUGCUCACUGGCUGGUGAUGACUUUCUGGCUUGUAGCCCAGCAGAGCGACAUUGUGGAGAGCACCUGCCACUGGAGACUGUUCAAUCUGCUGGUGGGGGCCGUGUUCAUCCUCUGCUACAUCAACUUCUGGGACAGCCCUUCCAGAAGUAGGAUGGCCAGCUUCUACUUGGUCAUGCUGCUGGAGAACUCCAUACUCUUACUACUGGCCACUGACUUUCUGCAGGGAGCACCAUGGACCAGCCUGUGGACUGUGGUGGGGGUCUUGUCUGGAUUUCUGAUUGGGUGUGCAUCAUUGGUUGUUUAUUAUAGCCUACUACACCCUAAGUCCUCGGACAUCCAGGAGAACUUCAUGAGGAAAUGCUGUGGCCCCAUAGAAAAUAACAAAUCUGACUCAGAGCCUCCUCCCAGAGCCAUGGUUCCCACAGGGGAGAGGCCAGACAGCUCAAGCUGGUGCCAAGAGAAAAGCUAUGAGCUAACAAGUCUAGAUAAGGCCCCCAGCCCAGGGAAGAGUACUGCGGAGUUACGGCUGGAGGAGCAGAGAUCUGGGGAAGACUCUUUCUUUAGCCACCACCACUGGCUGUUGCUGAAACUCGCUCUCAAGACAGGAAGUAUAUCUAAGAUCAACGCAGCCCUCGGAGGUGACAGCCCUGGCUGCUCCUGUCCCCCCAGGUUGGGGUCGAGUCAACACUGUGAUCUGCAGAGGAAACCCCUGUUUUCCCAGCAAGACCUCCCAUCCUCUCCUCGUGACCCUUUGACCUUGGAGAAAGGGCCUGAGUACGUAGGAGCUCCGAAAGCAGAAAUGGAGUCACUGGAAACUUCGAGCUAUAUCUCCUUUGCCAGUGACCUCGAGGACAAUGCAACAACCCAGAAGCCACCAGCUACACAGGAGGACAGUCCAAAGGCUGGGACCAAGGCUGACCUGGCAGCUCAGGGGAAGGAUACAGAUGGUCCCCUGAAGGGGAAGGAAGGACAGGAGAGCACAACACUGUAUUUCAGUGCCACCAUGGACAGGACCACAUGCCACCAAAAGGGCAGCCCAGUAGCUCUGCGGACAUCCCACUUGGGGACUUUGGGAGAAAGCAGACCUGUGCAGCCUGCACUGCCUCAGGCAGUCACUAAGCCCUUUCCUGUUGCCUUGGCCAACAUUAGUCCCAUUCCAGGCAGAAACUUCUGCCCCGAUGCAGGGCUCCCUGGAAGAGCCCCAGAGAGUUCAGAGUGGGAGGAGUGGGAGGACCCUGCUAAGAACCCGAGUACACAGAGCUCAUUGCCAAAGGUGAGGCUGAGGGCUGCGGAAGAGCCCUGUGUCACGUCUACCCCUAAGUCGGAGUCUAUCCAAAGGGACUACAACUGCAGGGACAGGGUGAAGCAGGAGGUGAGUUUUUUCAUCUGACCCUAGCCAUGGUAGAAUAAGACAACAGGUUAAUAUAUCAACAUCGUGGGAAGAGAAAUCCUACACGGGACCAUCCGUGUCCCUCUACUUCUGAUACCUGAAAAGAUGAAGGCAUGGGAUUGGAUAGUGUCUAAAACUCCCUCCUACAUGUCACACAUCACACGUAGCACUGAUGCACAGCAAAACUCACGGGCAGUGGGGAGAGGCAAAGGGGCUUCCAGGUCCCUCUGUGAGCUUCUUGAACGCUAGCGCGUCUCUUCGUGGCUUCUAAAAAAAUGCAGAGGUAAAACUCAGGAAUCCAAUUGCAUCCUGGGUCCUUUAUAAUCAACGGUUCCUCACAUUGGAUGGUUAUUCUUCACUAAUUUUUUAAUGAUUUUGGGGACGGAGGAGAUGGCCAGCAGUUAAGGCAGCUGCCUGCUCUUCCAGUGGACCCAGGUUCAAUUAAUUCCCUGUACCUAUUUGGCAGCUCAUAGCCACGUGUGACUUCUGUCCCGGAGAGACAACAGUCUCUUCCGGCCUCUGUGGGCACUGCACACGCAUGAUUCACAGCCAUAUAGGCAGGCAGAAUACACCUACGCCUAAUAUUUUUAAAAAUAAAAGCGUGUUUCCCCAUA